This is a messenger RNA of Tinamus guttatus (white-throated tinamou), 1713 nucleotides long. It is a transcript of the gene SPAM1, whose product is annotated as sperm adhesion molecule 1. Gene Ontology annotation, cellular component: acrosomal vesicle. Gene Ontology annotation, molecular function: hyalurononglucosaminidase activity. The record is from RefSeq and is a predicted model, not a curated record. NCBI's taxonomy places the organism in Eukaryota, Metazoa, Chordata, Aves, Tinamiformes, Tinamidae. Gene Ontology annotation, biological process: hyaluronan catabolic process; carbohydrate metabolic process; fusion of sperm to egg plasma membrane involved in single fertilization.
AUGGAAACUCUAAGACAAAUCCGAAGUUUUGGUAUUUGUACUACCUGCACAACUGCUACAGCCUCCUGUAUGGUGUUCAGUCUUCUGGUUUCCUGCUGCUCAUCUCUGAACGUACAAGCCCGUCCAUUUAUUUCUAAUUUACCUUUCAUCUCUAUCUGGAAUGCUCCUACAGAACUUUGUGCUGAAAGGACUGGAGUGCAGCUAGACAUGGAUUUUUUUUCUCUCACUGGAAGCACAUUGAAGACAUCCAUCGGACAAAACAUCACUCUAUUUUAUCCAGAUAGGCUUGGUUACUAUCCUUACAAAAAUGAAAUCACUGGAGAGGCAGUCAACGGAGGACUUCCCCAACUGUCUGUGCUGGAUAAUCAUUUAAAAAAAGCCAAAGAGGACAUUCAGUUUUAUAUUCCUUCAGAUGAACAGAUUGGACUGGCUGUCAUUGACUGGGAAAACUGGAGACCUGUGUGGAUAAGAAACUGGGGGUCUAAAGACAUCUAUAGACAGGAAUCCAUUGAACUGGUUCAGCAAAGAGACCUAAGCCUAUCAGAAGCCGAAGCCAGGACUAUAGCUAAAAUGGAAUUUGAAAGUGCAGCAAAAUCAAUUAUGUUAGAAUCUUUAAAGUUGGGCAUAGCAAUGAAGCCAAAUCGUCUGUGGGGAUAUUACCUUUAUCCAGACUGUUAUAACUAUGAUUACAAACAAAAUCCACAUAAUUAUACAGGAACCUGUUUAGAUAUUGAAAUAGCAAGAAAUAAUGAGCUUAAUUGGUUGUGGGAGAAAAGCACUGCACUUUAUCCAUCUGUCUAUCUAGAAACAGCCUUAAGAUCUUCCAGAAAUGCCCGAGUCUUUGUUCGCAACAGAGUUCAAGAAGCCGUUAGAAUUUCAUAUGUCUCUAAUUCUACUCAUCCUCUUCCAGUUUUUGUAUAUACACGCCCAGUGUUCACAGAUGUCUAUGAAGAAUAUCUCUCUCAGGAAGACCUGGUAAAUACAAUCGGAGAAUCUGCUGCUCUGGGCGCAUCUGGAAUUGUGAUCUGGGGUGAUAUGAAUUUAACACAAAAUAAGAACACCUGUAGGACUUUGGACAACUACCUUAGGGGGACACUGACUCCUUACCUCAUCAACGUAACCAUGGCGGCAAAACUCUGCAGCCAGGUGCUAUGCCAAGACUCUGGUGCUUGUGCACGGAAAAAAUGGGAUUCCACUGACUACCUUCAUCUGAACCCAGAGAAUAUAGUCAUUCAGAUGACAAAGGAUGGAAAAUACACUCUACAGGGGCAACCAACAUUGCAGGAUCUGCAAAUGUUCAUGGAAAAAUUUGAAUGCCGCUGUUAUGCAGGGUACAGUUGCGAACCUCGAGUUGAUGUAAAUGACAUCCAUUACCUCCAUGUUUGCAUUUCAGAAGAACUUUGCAUUCACAUAUCCUCAAAUUUAUUUUCUAAUAUAGAAGCAGCUAGAGAAACGAUCCCAUCUAACAGAACUAUUUUUUCAUUUACCUCUCUGACUAAGACGACAUUAUCUACACAACAUGAAAUCAAAGAUUUCCAAUCUACUGUUGGAAAUAAUAUACCCAAUAUAACAACUACAGAAUAUAACGUCACAGCUAUCACUAAUUAUGAUUUAGAAGCAAAUCAUACUCGCAGUUUCAGUAGUUCUUCAUCAAAUAAGAUAAGGCUAUUUAAUUUGUUUUAUUUAAUUCCCAUUUUGAGCAUCUUAGUAUAA